UCAUCAUAUGUUUUCUUGUUAAAUAAAAAAAUCUUCACACGAUAUAUAUGUAUACAAAAAAAUGACCAAAUGAAAUUCGAGACAAAAGUUAAACGCUUAAAAUAAAUUAUAAUCUUAUAUAUUUUUUAUCAACAAGACUGACAUAUUAUGAAAAAAUAAUAUUUAACUUACAGGAUACUUUAAAGAUUAAUAAUACUCAUAAAUAUAAUAAAUUUUAUAAAUUAUGCCAUCAGACAAUACAUUUGAAGACUUCUCCAUUUUAAGUGGAGACAAUGUUAAAAUCCGUGACAUUGACAAUGUCAUAAAUAAAAUUAAAAAAAUACGUAACGAUGGGCCAAAUAAACUUCAAAUUGUCACCGAUUUCGACAGAACUAUUACCAAACAACAUGUCAAUGGUAAAGAAGUUCUCAGUAGUUUCGGGAUAUUUUUCAGAAGUACUCAAAUAUCUAGUGAAUUAAAAAAAGAGGAACAAAGAUUAUUUAAAAAAUAUCGACCAAUCGAACUGGACCACGACUUGGACCUCGAUAAAAAAAUCACUGCGAUGGAAUCCUGGAUGAGGGAAACCGAAGAUAUUCUUAAAGGAAUCGAUUUUGACUCCUACGAAAUUGAUCAAGUGGUACAGGUCCACGGUACUGAUGUAAGAGAUCGAACUAAAGAGUUGAUUGACAGAUUGAAUAAAGCCGCAGUACCCGUUCUGGUUUUCAGUGCGGGUCUGGGUGAUGUCGUGGAAGCUAUUUUAAAAUUCCAUGAUGUUCUUUUGAGUAACGUUAAAGUCAUAUCUAAUUUCCUGAGCUAUAAAGACGGUAAAUUAAAUGGGUUCAAAAAUGAUAAACUGAUUCACGUAUUCAAUAAAAAUGAAGAAGUGAUCGAUAAAGAUUAUUAUAAUACACUGAAAUCUCGAAGUAAUUGCAUUCUGAUGGGCGACAUGACAGGCGAUGCCACCAUGGCCGAUGGAGCCGAUGGUAUCGACACAGUUUUGAAAAUCGGCUUUCUCUAUGAAAAUGCCGAAUCUGCGCUUCCGUCAUAUCUUGAUACUUUUGACAUAGUCCUCAUCGAUGACCAAUCAAUGGACGUUAUUAUCGAUAUAUUAAGGCCAAUAAUGUAAAAAUUUUAUUUAUUUUUACUACUUACUAUAAAAAAAUAAUUAACUCAUUAAAUUUAAUACUUUUUUAAAUAUAAAUAUUAAUAAAUAAAUAACUAACCAUAAAAACAAAAAUAUUG
Molecule: messenger RNA, 1221 nt
Organism: Microplitis demolitor
Lineage: Eukaryota; Metazoa; Arthropoda; Insecta; Hymenoptera; Braconidae
Gene: cN-IIIB
Product: 7-methylguanosine phosphate-specific 5'-nucleotidase
Exons: 5
Coding region: 224-1105 (293 amino acids)
Cellular component (GO): cytoplasm
Molecular function (GO): 5'-nucleotidase activity; magnesium ion binding
Source: RefSeq, a predicted model, not a curated record